Molecule: messenger RNA, 1711 nt
Organism: Drosophila nasuta
Lineage: Eukaryota; Metazoa; Arthropoda; Insecta; Diptera; Drosophilidae
Product: cysteine-rich hydrophobic domain-containing protein 2
Exons: 4
Coding region: 453-959 (168 amino acids)
Source: RefSeq, a predicted model, not a curated record
GCUCGUUGCCCAACAACAAAGUGUGUGCUGGCAAGCAGAGAGAAGUAGCAGCAGCCUAUUUUCCUUCUUAUUACAAAACACAACACAACAGAAAAACGUGUAAAAAUCAUUGCUAAAAGUAUUGAAAAAAGAAGUCAACGUCAUCUCAUAUCAGCAGUAAAAGCAACAGCAGCAGCAGCAGCGUAUGGCGGAAGCAGCAGUUGUUGCAGUCGCAGCAGAAGAACAACAACAAAGAAGGCGGCGCUUGUUUUGAGUUGUUUGUGUUUUUGUGUGACAACUGCAAAAUAAAAGUGAAAAAUAUGUGUUGACCUCUGCAGUGGAAAGCCUCCAACUCAGUCAGCAUCCUUUUGUGACGACGCCUGGAGCGUUGUUUUCUGCCCAUCCGCCCAUCAUCAUACUAUAACGCAAGCAAGACUCGCAUCUACUUCAGCAACAAAUAAUAAAUUGCAAUCAUGUCAUUCUCCGACUUUGAUGCCAUCUAUGAGGAUGAGCAGCUGGAGGAUUUGGAGCAUUUUCAGGAUCAGACAGUGAUGCCAGUUCCCGAACCCAUCAUCAUCAGGGGCGCUGGCAAUAUGACGGUCUUUGGUCUCAGCAAUCGCUUCAAUAUCGAAUUCCCCUGCGGUUUGUUGUCCCGCGUUGCACCCGAAGAAUUCAAAGCAACCAUCGGUCGCAUCAAUGGAAUCUUGAAGAAGACCCUGCCCCUGAAUGUCAAGUGGCUAUUUUGUGGUUGCGUCUGCUGCUGUUGCACCCUCGGCUGUUCCCUUUGGCCCGUCAUCUGUCUGAGCAAACGCACACAAUUAACGCUGGACAAGUUGCUGGAGUGGGAGAAUAGUCAUCUAUAUCAUAAGCUGGGCCUGCACUGGCGUUUACAUAAGCAACAAUGUGAUUCCAAUUCCAUGAUGGAGUAUGUUAUAUUAAUUGAAUUUAUACCCAAGACGCCCAUUUAUCGACCCGACUAAAUGCGAUCUAAACAUCGGAUUGAGCGAUCGUGUGGCAUAUAUAUAUGGUAUAUGGAAUGUGGGGGGGAAUUGGGGCCUAAUCGUAAUCGUAAACGUAAUUGUAAAAUAAAACACACAAUACACUAGCAAGUAAGUAAUUUUGAUUUAGGCGUUUACUCUUUUGUGCAAAACACUAACACAACUAGUUUAGUGGGAAACAUACACAGAUAAACACACAAUUUGUAAGCUAGUUUAUAAUAAUUUCAUUUUAGUAUUUAGUUUAAACAAAUUUUUGUGUCGCGAGUUUAUAUACUAUAUAAUAUAUAUAUAUAUAUAUAGCUAGCUAGUAAGAACAAUUGAUGAUUUCUCGCUAGUUUAGGAUCUUUUUUCAAAUUUUGCGUUAAGUUCAUAAUUUGAAAUUUGGUUUUAAAAAUAUUGCAAUAUUAAAUACAAUACAAUUUCUUGUUAAGAAAUUUUAAAACAAUUGAAUCCCUAUUUGAGCCUUUCUCUUUUGAAUAAUAUGAGAUGAUUUGUGCUAGAAAUUUUCAGAAAUGGAAACCGCAAUUAAAAGUCUCGCUGUUUUGCUUCUCCAACAUAUCGUAUAUUUUUCAACGGUUUCCAUUUCGAUAUAUUGCUUAAAUAUCACUUAAAUUGUGUACGUAUUUAAUUUGUGGUUUUUUCGAAUAAAAGCCUUAUAGCAGAAGCGAUCUCGAGAUAAUCGCUAAUAGUGGGGUCUAAAAAGAACAAUAAUAAAUACAUUUUUGUUUAAUGAA